Molecule: messenger RNA, 1603 nt
Organism: Olea europaea var. sylvestris
Lineage: Eukaryota; Viridiplantae; Streptophyta; Magnoliopsida; Lamiales; Oleaceae
Product: F-box/kelch-repeat protein At3g06240-like
Exons: 1
Coding region: 159-1358 (399 amino acids)
Molecular function (GO): protein binding
Source: RefSeq, a predicted model, not a curated record
UGUCGACCUUAUGGUCCUUCUCUAACAAGAAACUAACAUAGGAAAUGGAAUCUUGAAAUAGCGUUAUUAUAAAGCAACAACUCUCCUAUAUAAAUUCAUCUUUGCCUUGGCUUAGAUGUAGAGAGAACCCACCCCAGUCCACCCCCACUACAGCAGCUAUGGAGAAUUCGAUAUACUACAAAUACAUAAACCAGAAAAAUGUUUUCUUAAUGAACCUACCAUCAGAUAUUUUGGUUGAAAUUCUGUCGAGGCUCCCUGCCCGAGCCGUCUUCCGAUGCAAAUGCGUAUGCAAAACCUGGAUCAAGAUAUUUUCCGAUAGUAAAUUUGUAACCUUACAUUUUGCCAAGGCUCGUCCAGGCAUCGUCGUCCAUCAAUCUGAAAUGUUCAAGAAUUUCAUCAAGUUAGUGGAAUUUGGAGAUGAGAUUGAUCAUCAUGAUCUUGAUGAUGAUUCUCUUCUGAAAUUUGAUCUCAAGAGGAUUAGUGAAUUCUCUGGUGCAAAUAUAGUUCUUGAUGGUUCUGUUAAUGGCUUGAUAUGCUUAAGGGAUUCGAAUUACGAACACGAAAGCGUUUAUGUUUGUAAUCCAACUACGCGGGAAUAUGUUAGGCUCCCGGAUCCCGAGGGAGUCGUUCAGUAUCCUAGCAUGGCCACGUAUGGGUUCGGGGUAAGUAGAGUAUCUGGUGAAUAUAAAGUGGUUCAAGUUUUUCACGACCAGGUUCUUGACCCGAUUAGGCAAACAUGCAUAAGAAUUCCAUGGUCGGAAUGUCAUGUUUACACCCUCGGAACCGGAUCAUGGAGAAGCAUUAAUGAAAAUAUGUUGAAUUUUGCCUAUGGUCGUCGUUGUCGUUCUGUUGGGUUAUUCUUCAAUGGAAAUAUUCAUUGGUUGAUAAAAGAUUUAGACGAUACUCAUGAAAUGAUUUCGUGUUUCGAUCUAGAAAACGAAGUGUUUCAACCAUUCCCGGCUCCAUUUCCAGGCAAGGAGGGGCUUCUUGGGGGUCUUGGAGUUUUACAAGAUCGUUUAUGUUUAUGUGAUAAUACUUCAUAUUGUGAAAUCAACAUCUGGGUUAUGAAAGAAUAUGGCGUAGAGAAAUCAUGGACUCGACAGUUUGUCAUCACUAAAAUGACAGAGUUAACAGGGCCAACACUUGAAGUAGUUUAUCCAUUCAAAAUUUUCAAAGAUGGGGUGAUUAUGGUGCUAUGGGGGGACUUCUUUAUGCUGUACUGUUGCAAUAAGAGCAAUGUUGGACAAGAAGUCGACCUCGAUCAACCACGAGGGCCUAAUAAAAUCGAGGCGAUGCUCCAUGUUUCAAGUUUGGUCUCACUCAAGAACUUCGGAUUCGAGAAUGUUUGUAACUUUUGAUUGUGCAGCAAAACAAGGAAUAGUGGGUCCCGAAUGAGUGAGAGAACCGGAACGAACACACCUCUAGUUUACCAGUUAUCGUGUCCACAAUAAACACUGUAUAUGCAAGUACAAAAUAGAUGUUUGAGUUAGUGACACAUGCACAAUCAUAUAUAAAUAUUUAUAUUCAUUCUGUAUGCAUAAAUUAUGUACACAUUGUGCUGUUAUUAUAAAGAAAUUGAAAGUAGGCAUGUUUCAUACGUUAA